UUCCCCUCCUCGCGGUGAGGUGGUGUACCUGUGCAGUGGGGUGCCCUUCUCUCAACUCGCCUUGACGUGCUCGUGUUUUUGUUCGCCUUUUGGUUCAGGGCUUCCGAUUCCCCUACAUCAGUGCUUGCUUUCUGCUUUCUCUCCAAACCACCACGGAGCUGGAUUGAGUUGAAUUUCACUGGAAUAUUUAUUAUUUGAAGAAAAUAUCAUGGAAGUUAUGCGUCCACAGCUUAUAAAAAUUGAUGGACGAGUUUACAGGAAGAAUCCUAUCCAAGAACAGACUUACCAACAUGAAGAAGAGGAGGAGGACUUCUAUCAAGGCUUCAUGGAAUGUGCAGAAGAGCCCUGUGAUGCAUAUGAGGUGGUGCAGACCCAGCAAGGUUUCCGGUGUACGGUGAAGGCUCCCAGCCUACUCUACAAGCAUAUAGUUGGAAAAAGAGGGGACACUAGGAAGAAACUAGAAAUGGAGACCAAAACUUCAAUUAGCAUCCCUAAGCCUGGACAAGAAGGAGAAAUUGUGAUCACUGGCCAGCAUCGAAGUGGUGUAAUUUCAGCCCGAACUCGAAUUGAUGUUCUUUUGCUCACUUUUAGAAGAAAGCAGCCUUCCACUCACUUCCUUUCCUUUUUUCUCAAUGAAGCUGAAGUUCAGGAGCGAUUCCUUAAGUUCCAAGAGGAAGUACUGGAGAAGUGCUCCAUGGAUCAUGGCGUCGACAGCACCAUUUUCCAGAAUCCCAAAAAGCUUCACCUAACUAUUGGGAUGUUGGUACUUUUGAGUGAACAAGAGAUCCAAGAGACAUGUGAAAUGCUAAAGCAGUGUAAAGAGGAGUUCAUCGAUGACAUUGCUGGGGGCAGACCCCUGGAAGUAGAGAUGGCAGGGAUAGAGUACAUGAAUGAUGAUCCUGGUAUGGUGGAUGUUCUCUAUGCUAAAGUGCAUAUGAAAGAUGGUUCCAACAGACUACAGGAAUUAGUUGAUCGGGUUCUGGAACGUUUUCAGGCUUCUGGAUUAAUGGUGAAAGAGUGGAAUAGUGUGAAACUCCAUGCUACAGUCAUGAAUACUCUACUCAGGAAAGAUCCCAAUGCUGAAGGCAGAUACAAUCUUUAUACAGCAGAUGGCAAAUAUAUCUUCAAGGAAAGAGAAUCAUUUGAUGGCCGAAACAUUUUAAAGCAAUUUGAGAACUUCUACUUUGGUACCCUAAAGCUCAAUUCAAUUCACAUCUCUCAGAGGUUCACAGUAGACAGCUUUGGAAACUAUGCUUCCUGUGGACACGUUGACUUCUCCUGAGGUGGACCCUGAGAAGCCCUAGGAAUUGGACAUCCUCACACAGUGCUGAGGAAAAGCAUCUUUGUUUUAAUUGCCAAAGAGGGUUGUGAAAAUUUGGGUGAUGCCUUUUCUGAGUGGUUCCCUGUGGGUAAAGUAACCUCUAAUGAUUGUCUGCAGUUAUCAGAUUCUCAACCAAAAUGAUUGUGGGCACAAGAACUUGUGCCUCCAACCUUUGGCUUGCUCAUUUUUCACAAGGACUACCCUCUUUCUUGAAGUUCUUCUGUGGAAAUGUACUUCUGAAACCCAUUGGAACUCAAAUUUGUGUUAUUUCUCCUGUGCAUACUGAGUUUUGCCCUAGUCAUUAAAUUCUUAUUAAAUUCUUAGUCAUUAAAUUCUAUAUUUAUACU
Messenger RNA from Condylura cristata (star-nosed mole), 1668 nucleotides. RefSeq names its product activating signal cointegrator 1 complex subunit 1 (gene ASCC1). Gene Ontology annotation, cellular component: nucleus. Gene Ontology annotation, biological process: DNA alkylation repair; regulation of DNA-templated transcription. NCBI's taxonomy places the organism in Eukaryota, Metazoa, Chordata, Mammalia, Eulipotyphla, Talpidae. The record is from RefSeq and is a predicted model, not a curated record. The coding region runs from base 209 to 1282 and encodes 357 amino acids. Gene Ontology annotation, molecular function: RNA binding. The transcript is spliced from 10 exons.